ACAAUACCGGCCGUGAACAGUUCUAGCGACGUUCAACUUCAAACGGCAGCUACAUGCCCUAGCCUAGCGCACCUUUCAUUGACGAGACGAUGAACCUAGUAGGUAUUUGUCACAAAUGAGCGGGGACACAAGACCGACUCCGGCGACUUCGCCACCUAACUUUGCGCCCGCAUCGCCGGCUGCGCGGAGAGCGCCAGGAUGGUGCAUAGCUUGCUCAAGGCGACACGCGUUCUUCAUAUCCGUUGAAGAAGGAGACGUGGAAUCUGUGUCGAGAUUUCUUGACGAUGACCCGAUGUGGCUGCGGCAAAACGACAAGAAUCCUUCCUACGACCGGUCGCGAACCGCGUGGCACCUGGCUGCUUCCAAGGGGCAGGUCGAGGUGCUGAAGGUCCUGGUGGAGCGGGCCAGGCGCGGUGAUGUGGUGGACAGCCUGCGGCGGGGCGGCGGGCGGCACGGCUCCAUAAGCAUGCGACUGGCGGGACUGAGGCAGCCGCCGGGGCCAGACGAGGUGCUGCACGAGCUGCUCAACAGCCGCUCCGCCCGCGGCGUGGCCCCGCUCAUGCUGGCGGCCUCACACGACCGAGCAGACACCGUGGCCUUCCUACUCAGCGUGGGCGCCGACCCCUGGCUGGCCGACUACGAGGGGCGCUGCGCGGUGCACUACGCCGCACGCGCCGGCGCCUUGCGCGGGCUGACGGCGCUGCUGGGACCGGACCAGCCGCACCCGCCGCCGGGCCGCAACGCGUGCGAGCGCAACGGACCCAGCUCGCGGUAUGUGGAUGCUCAGGACGUGUACGGCUGGACGGCGCUUCACUACGCCACGUGGGCCAACCGCCGGACCGCCAUGGCCGUACUCAUUGGCUUCGACGCCAACCUCAUUGCGCGCUCGUCAAUCCUACACAACGACCUGUACACGCUGCCGCCCGGCUCCACGCCGCUGCACGUCGCGUGCCUCAUGGGCUGCCUGGAGCGGGUCAAGCUGCUGCUGAGGGCGUACUACGAGACGGCGGCGGACCUGCUUCCCAGCCAGACCGCCAUGCUGGCAACCGCCGAGCGGCGGCGGCGGGCACGGAGCCAUCCCGACCCGCGACUCAUACUCACACGCACCCAGCGCCUGCCCUUCCACAUCGCCGCACGGUGCGGGCAUCGACAGCUGCUGGACUACUUGGAUCCGUCCAUUCCGCUCAUGUUCCUGUUUGGCGGCGAGGAGGACGGGGGCGGCGCGGGAGGAGCAGGAGCAGGAGGAGCGGCGGGCAGCGCGGGGGCUGGAGGCGGCGGCGGGCAGGUGGCACUGGUGGGCGUGUCCAGGCUGACAGUGAUCGCGGCUCGGGCUCUCCACGCCGCCCUACUGGCCAGUCUGGACACCGCGGCAGCGGACAUGAAGGCGGCGGAGGCGGCGGCAGAGGCGGCGCGGGAGGAGCGGCGGAGGCGGCGCGAGCAGCGCCAGGCGGCGCGCGAGGCGGCCGCCGCGGCGGCGGCGCACAAGGCCGGCAAGGAGCCGCCGCCGGAGGGACUCAAGGGCACCCUGCGGCGGCUGAUGGAGCGAGGCGGCGGCGACAAGGCGGAGGGCGCGGUGACGGCAACGGCGGCGCCGGCUGGCGGCAGCAGCAGCUUGCCGCGCAGCAGCGACGGCGGCGCGUCAGCGGGCAGCGGCGGCCAGGGCUGGCGGCCCUGGCGAGGGCGCAGCCGCCGGGCCAAGCGUCGGAUCGUGCCGGUCGAUGAGAACGGGGCGACGACGACGGCAGUUGCGGCGGCGGCGGCGGCUGGCGGCGGGGCUGGCGGCGGGGCUGGCGGCGGCGCCGCGGCGGCGGCGACGGCUGCAACGGACGCGGCUGCAGCUGCGCACGCUGUGGCGCCUGCAGGCGGAGCUUUCACCGGUGCAGUCGGCGCAAACGCCGAACGCGACGGCGGCGGCCCCGGUUCCAGCGUCUUGCCCUCCGGCGCGGCGGCGGCCGUGGCGGCGGCGGCGGCGGCGGCGGAUGGCCUGCCACCGAUCCAAGCUGACGCCGACGGUGACGCCGACGCCGACGAUGGCGACGGCGCCUCUCGCGAUAACUCUGACACAGACACAGAGAGCAUCGUCGACGCGGAAGCUGACGCCGCCGCCGCCGCCGCUGGGUCCUCUGAAAACCCGGGCCUGACACGCACCAUGUUGCGGCGCCUAUACCGAGUGGCGCUAGGCCGCCGCGGCUCCGCCGCCGGCGGCGGCGGCGCGGCGGCGGCGGCGGGUGCGGGUGCCGGCGGCGGCGGCGGUGGCGGCUCGCGCUACGUGAGCGGCUCCGGCACUGGCAGGGCUCGGGACCGUGAGCAGGAGCAGCAGCACCACAGCCGGCGGCUGGCGGCGGCGCGACUGAACCGGGCGGGCAUCACCAUCCCGCAGGGGCCGGAGGAGUCGGUGGCGUUCUUCAGUCCUGGCCGCGAGCCAGGCUACAACGCGCAGAUGCCCACACAGAUCCUGCUGCCGGCACUGCUGGCCUCGGCCCGGUGGACCGACAACAGCGGCGGAGCCGCCGCAGCCGCCGGCGGAGCUGGCGGCGCCGGCGCCGGCGGCGGGCGCGAUACUCCCGACGGCGGCGGCUCUCACGAUGGCGGCGGCGGCGGCGGCGGCGGCGGUGGCGGUGGCGGCGGCUCCCAUCAUGCGCUGCUGUCGACGCCGGGCGGCAGCCACCGCUGGUCGAACAGCGGCGUGUUGCGGAUCUCGGUCAACGGCCUGCCGCCGUCGGCGUGCGCCACGCCCGUGGGUCGCCCGCCGCUCAGCACGCGGCCCUCCUGUAAUGCCGCCAACGCGCCGGCGGUGCCGCUGGCGCUGCCGGACCGAUCUUCGCUGGAUGGGGUGGGCUCCGGGCUGGCGGCGGCGGCGGCGGCGGGUAGCCACCCGCCGGGCCGGGCGUCAACGUCAGGGGCGGCUGGCGGCGGCGGCUUGGCGGCGGUGCCGGAGCAGCAGGAGGGCGGCUCGGAGCUCACGUCGCCGGCGGCCGCCAGCGGCGGCCAUGGCAGCAGCGGCGGCGGCGGCGGCGGCGGCGGCCACGGUGGCGGCGGUCAGGGCGGCAGCCAGCAGCAAUUCAUUACCGCGAUGCUGGGUCGGACGGACAGCGGCAGUGGAGGUGAGGAUGGCGGCGGCGGCGGUGGCGGCGACGGCGGGCACCGCUCGCGGCGACAGCUGCCGCCGCUGCAGCUGGCGUCUCCGCUGGGCGCCGGCGCCGGCCCCAGCCGGCUGCGCCAUGGCAGUAGCAGCAGCGCCGCCGCUCCGGCCCUGCUACAGCCGGCGGACCCGGGCACGCCCACCAACCAUUCCCCCUUUGCGACGCAGCAGCAGCUACAGCUGCAGCUACAGCCGGGCAGUCGCACCCCGGCGGCAGCUGCGGCGGCUCUGGUAAACUCAGGUGCAGGCAUAGCCGUAGCCGCCGGCAUCGUUUACACGCCCACGCAUGGGUCUGGGCCCGGCGGCGCGGCGCGGGCGCUGCUGCCCGGUGCUACAGCUGACGUCGCCGCAGACGCGGGGCCUCCGCUCGUGGUUGCAGGGGCGGAGGGCGGCGCUGAUGAGGCAGGCGAUGGGUCGGCGGCGGCUGCACAAGAGCCGGGGCCCCCGGGGCAGCAACAGCCAGGUUGGGGCCUUGCAUCGCUGGGCAACGGCGCGCGCAAUCUGCUUCAGAGCCUUCGCAACACCAUUGCGCGCCGGGGCUCCGGGGCACCUAACAGCGAGGUGGUACCCCUCACCCGCGAGCACAGCCCUCGCCGCAGCGCCGCCCGCGGCGGCGCCCGCCGCAAUCGCCGUCCCUCCGCCGCCUCCACAGACGCCGUGCCGACGCCCGACACGCCCAGCUCCCCCGGAGCCAGUCCCACACGCCACCAGCCGUCCCGGCCCGGAGCCGACGGCGGCGGCCCCGCGCACAGCAGCGGCGCCGGCGCCGCCGGCGUGCGAGUCGGCAACGCCCGCUCGCACCACCCCUUUGGCCAUCACCACCACGGCGUGCGCGUGUCGGCCAACUUCGGCCGGGGCAGCGCAGGCGCCGCCGCCGCCGACGGUGCUGACGUCAGCGGCGACACCGCCACGCCCUCGCCGCCGUCGCGGCGGCGCGGCGGCGGCGGCAGUGCACGCAUGCCGCUGGCGAAGCGCUCUCUGCUGGCGGCGGCGCGGCGCAUGGCUGGCGGCGGCGGCAGCAGCCGCAGGCGCGGGCGCGGCGGCGGCGCCGCCAGCGACUCAGACUCUGACGGCGGCGGCGAGCAGGCGGCGGCGGCGGCGGCGGCGCUGGCGGCGGCGGAUCGGGCGGACUCGUUGGGAAGCCUGGCGUCGUCGACGGCGUCUUUGUCACUUGGCGGCGGCGGUGGUGCGAACGACGAGGAGGAGGACGUGUGCCCGGUGUGCCUGGAGGACAAACCCAACCUGCUGGUGCGGACCUGUUCGCACCCCAUCUGCAUGGACUGUGCCCGCGACCUGGUCAAGCGCCACUGCCUCACCCCCGCGCUGUGCCCCUACUGUCGCGGCGUCAUUGCCGGCUUCAAAGCCCGCGUGCUCGUGCUAGCAGCGGCGGAGGCGGCCGCACGGCAGCAGCGGCUGGCGGCGCGGCGCGAGAAGGUGGCGGCAGCCGCGGCGACCGGCGCCGCAGCCAAGGCAGGGCACGGGAAGGGCAAGAAGCAGGCGCAACCACCGGUGCAGGCGCAGCAGGUGCCUGCAGCGCCCAUGGCGGCGGCAGCGGCUGCAGCUGAUGCUGCUGGCACGGUCGAUGCAGCAGCGGCGCGGCCACCGGCGGGGCAGCGGCCGGCAGUGACAACGGUGGCGGCGGAGGCGGAGGCGGCGGAGGCUGUGGCGCUGCCAGGCGCGGUUACGGAAGCACCAUCGCAGGAGCAGCAGCCAGGAGUGACGACGGCUGCGGCGCCGCAGCUGCCGUUAUCGUCGCAGCCAGCGGUGCAGGCGCCACGGGCGCCGCAGCCGGCGCGGCUGCCGUCAUUGCGGCAGGGCUCGACAGCAGCUGCGUUGCCGCCUCUGCCGCCGGUAGUUUCAGUGCAGUAGACCGGCGGCAACGGAGCAGCAGCGAAGCAGGAGGACGGGAGGAGCCGAAGCAGGCGGAGGGGCAAGGCAGGGAGGCGAGCAGCAGGAGGGGAGAGGCAGGAGUGAUCACAGCAGAAAUUAUAAUCGGCAGGGGCACCAGCCUCCUCCUAGGUUGGUGCGAGUUUGACUUGGUUGCUGCAGCAGCAGUUGGGUGAUGAACCUCCAAAGGACCCACGAUGCCGCCCGCCAACCGGACCGGACCAAGACCAGACCAGACCGAGCUGCGGAUGCACAACUGGGUGUGCGCUACCAGACGACGCCUUGUGACUUGGACUACGACCGACAAGCUUGGACAUCUGGUGACCUGGUGUUCGAUGCGUACCCCCAAGCACAAGUCUGCUAGCGCGCACAUAGCAGGUGCGGCGGGUACAGUACGUGGUACGAGGGAGAUGGAGUGUGUGCGCGUGUGUACGUGUCUUUACCGAUUUAGGUUGUGAUUCUUUGCGUUGUGAGUUUUUGCGAAUUUUGCGCGCCUCUUUCCCAUGCGUGAAGAAGGUCACGUACAAUAGGCAUGUCCAGGCACAUUCCUUGAUCAUUCUUAUUAUGGUGUAUCCCAGCUGUGCGUCGCGGUGUGACCUGGAAUGGCCCUUUGCACCGAAUCACGCUGCCGCAGCGUUUGCGUCGGCAGCAGGUUGCGGGUGGGCCCGGAGCGGGGGUAGGUUGGGCGGGGGCGGGCGAUUGGUAGUGGCAAGCCGAAAGCCUGCGAGUGCCCCAACGAUCAGAACAUACGCAACUACAUAAUUGGGGCAUACAAUACCGACAGAUCAUUGAAUCCGCGUGUGCGUCUCUCAUCCGGGGGUUGUGUCCCCCAAAGUCAGUCAGCAAGCUCUUGUCUGGCCAUAUUCUCGUGCCAUAUCCUGCAUGCCUUCUUUUGUCUUCUUUUUUUCGGGUUUAGCCAGCACCAUUUCACUGGCUGGGAAUGAAUGCCGCCGCGUCCGCUGGCCAGACACACUGCCGUAAAUUGUUGGUCUUUGACAUUAUUGUUGACGCCAAGCAGGCGGCCCUGAACGGCCAUGGCAGUUUGGACUUUGCCUUCUUUGGGCUGGCAUGCUGACAAUUCCAGAGGUUUGUAACAAACUCCACAGGGAUGACUUUCUCUUGGGCCAAGGUGCCGAUCGGAAGAAGCUGCGAUUUUCAUCCAACGUACAGGAGAGUGUCUUUACCCGCUUCUAAAACGGGGCGCGGCAUAAUCUACACCGUAAAAUGCAUGCGCCACUAACACCGACACAGUGCGGUCGUCGCCAAUAGAGCCAUGUAAUGCGUCCAUGAAGUG
Molecule: messenger RNA, 6323 nt
Organism: Chlamydomonas reinhardtii
Lineage: Eukaryota; Viridiplantae; Chlorophyta; Chlorophyceae; Chlamydomonadales; Chlamydomonadaceae
Exons: 14
Coding region: 116-5011 (1631 amino acids)
Molecular function (GO): protein binding
Source: RefSeq, a predicted model, not a curated record